Molecule: messenger RNA, 2192 nt
Organism: Balaenoptera musculus (blue whale)
Lineage: Eukaryota; Metazoa; Chordata; Mammalia; Artiodactyla; Balaenopteridae
Gene: UBE2QL1
Product: ubiquitin conjugating enzyme E2 Q family like 1
Exons: 2
Coding region: 35-850 (271 amino acids)
Source: RefSeq, a predicted model, not a curated record
CCGAGGGGAGCCCCGCGCCGGCGCCGAGCCUAAAAUGGCCACGCUGCUCCGCAAAAUCGGGCUCAUCCGCCUGCACAACCGGGACACCGAGGACCCCAAGCAUCACCACAACCACCGCGGCGGCGGCGGCGGCCAGCAGAGCGCGUCGCUGCGCGGCAAGGGCGGCGCCAAGAGCGGCGGCCACAAGCCGCAGCAGCAGCAGCAUCCCGCCGGGGGCGCGGGCGACGCCAGCCCCGGGCCCGGCAAGGGCAAGGGCAAGCGCGCGGCGGAGCUGGCCCAGCGCGACAAGCCGCCGCAGCCGGCGGCGGGGGCGGCGGGGGCGGCGAGCGGCGGGGGCCCCCGGGAGCGCGCGGCGGGCGCCAGGGCGGGGCCGGGCCCGGCGGCGGCGGCGGCGGCGGCGGCGGCGGGCGGCAGCCUGGUGCCCGCGGCGCGCCAGCAGCACUGCACGCAGGUGCGCAGCCGGCGGCUCAUGAAGGAGCUGCAGGACAUCGCGCGCCUCAGCGACCGCUUCAUCUCCGUGGAGCUGGUGGACGAGAGCCUCUUCGACUGGAACGUGAAGCUGCACCAGGUGGACAAGGACUCGGUGCUGUGGCAGGACAUGAAGGAGACCAACACCGAGUUCAUCCUGCUCAACCUCACCUUCCCCGACAACUUCCCCUUCUCGCCGCCCUUCAUGCGGGUGCUCAGCCCGCGCCUGGAGAACGGCUACGUGCUGGACGGCGGCGCCAUCUGCAUGGAGCUGCUCACGCCGCGCGGCUGGUCCAGCGCCUACACCGUGGAGGCCGUCAUGCGCCAGUUCGCCGCCAGCCUGGUCAAGGGCCAGGACCCGUUUGCUGAGGGUCUACCAUGACUUGGGCACUGAAGACACGUGGUCUUCAGCAUUCCCGUGGCGACCUUUCCCCCUUCUGUGUGUCACCCCUGGUCCUCCUCCUGGUCCUCUCCGCUAAGGGCAGGAGGAAGCAAGCCGAGCGGGAGGACCAAGGCCCCCAGAUCGAGAACCUCUAGGGAGGAAGCAGAAUUGGGACCAACCAGGUGGCAAAGGCUUGGGAGAGGAGGGCGGGGCGGGAGCAGGGCGCCGGGGGGAGUGGCCGGAAGGUGCCCUUCCCCACCCAGCAGGCCUAGGUGUGGUCACGGAGCAGGACUAACCGGGCCUCCUCGUUCACGUUCCCAAGCCUGGCUUUUCCUCUCCUCCCUGCCCUCCUGCCUCCUUAGAGGCUUGUCAUCCCCUGCUUGGAUCCCUGUGAUGCCCCCGUCCAACCUCUCUGUCCCUUUCCAUCCUCCCUGCUGCCACCUUCCUGGGUCCUCUAGAUGCACACCUGGCUUUCUCACACCCUUGGUUAUGACGGUGACGGAAUACAUCCAAGCGCCCAGUCGCUGCCCAGCCUGGCUGCGGCGCUUCCACCUUCCACAGCCCCCAGGAAGCCCUUCUCCCGCCAGCCCCUCCAGCCAGGGCACACCAGCAGGUCUCCACGUUUGCUGAGCUCACAGGUCCGCCCCCAUCGGGGAAGCACCCCCUCAUGCAUCAGUCGAGCCCUGCCAUCCCUCAGAACCCUGCCGAGCCGUCUUAGCUCCUGCAGAAGGCCCCGCGAUCACUCCUCCGGUGGGGGCAGUGGCUCCCUCCUCUAAACACCUCUGCGUUGUCUGGAAGGUGUUCAUUUCACGCUCAUCCUGCGAGACUGCAUUUACCUAUUUACGGCUCUGGUUCCCCUUCCCCUCGCCCAAUGCCCACCCAGUACAUUGUAUGUGCUGAAUAAAUGUGUCCACUGUGCAACUUGCUCAACUGCACACACGCCCCAUCCCCUCCUCUUGUCCCUAUUUGGAAUACGGUAAGAUUGUGAACUUACCAGGUGCUUACCGUGGGCCAGCUGCUGUGCAAAACACUUUAGUGGGUCAUGUGAUUAAAUGCUUUCAGCAGCCUAUGGGGUGAGUGCUGUUGUUAUUCCCAUUUUACAGAGGAGGAAACCAAGGCUCGCUUAGCCUGGGGAAGGCAGAGCCCUGCCAAUCUGCGGGUUAGGGUCUUCAGGAAGCCCCUUCCUCCAGUGAAUGCCUGAAACUGACACAGAUGAGCUAGGUGCCCACAGGGGCCACUGUGAUCCCUCCCCUCACAGAACUGCUUGUUUUUCCUUUGAUCACCUUUAUAAUGUAUCCUAUGAAGGAUCAUCAUCUUAGAGAGCUCAUGAAAGACAAAGUUU